CUCUGGAAGACCAGCCACGUGGUUUAGCAAUGUUAUUUGUUAUUGCACGUGACAGCUAUUGUUUUUCUGCAGAGAAAGAGUGUCUCGCAUUACAAGCGCAAGCUGAUCUAGCUGUUGUCCUGUACUUCUGUAUCGUGCCUGGUAUCAAGCUGUGAAGAUACUGUAGCUCUGGAUUAUUAUCAAGAAGAUGUCAGACUAUCUCACAAUAGCAGAUCUAGGAAAACUAUACGUAGCUACGUUUGAUGCUCGAAUCAAGUGGCGAAACUUCUUGCUGGUUCUUGAGAUAUCCUCUGAUACUAUCGACAGCAUUGGUACGAAAUGGCGAGAUGAUCCUGAUGAGUGCUAUCGUGAGGGUCUGAAAGAAUGGCUGAAAGGUGGUGAGAGAAGCUGGGAAGAUGUUGUCAAAGCUUUGUCUAGUCCUAUUGUGGGCCAUGUUCACAUAGCCAAUACCAUCGAGAAAUAUCAUCUACAGUCUACUGUUGAUCAAAAUCACCAGAAGAUCAACGACAAUUUGACUAUUUUCCUAGACGAGCGUCUCGGUAAAGGUGCAUUUGGAGCAGUCUUCAAAGGCAGCUACAAGGGUGAGAUAUGUGCAGUCAAAGUGCUACUUCAUGAUGCUAUGGAGAUGCAGGUAAGUAUUCCAGUCGGCAAAGACGAAAAAGCUAGCGAUGCAAUUGAUCGUGAAAGUGAUUUUCUCAAGUCGUUCCAGCACCCAAACGUUGUUCAGUUUUUGUCGACUGCCAAGCACCCCAAAUCAGGGAGUACAAUCCUCAUUGUUGAGCUGAUGGAUUGCAAUCUGAGAUCCUAUUUCUCCGGCCUUCAUGAAGAUUCCCUUACUAGUAAAUGUGAAAUUAGCCUCUCCAAAGACAUGGCUUGUGGUCUGGCCUACAUUCACAGCAAGCAGAUUAUCCACCGUGACCUCUGUGGCGAUAACGUCUUGCUGAAGCUAACACGACCAGUGCCUGUUGCAAAGAUUUCCGACUUUGGCAUGUCACGACUAUAUGAUUCCUCCAUGCUUAGCCACACCCUCACAGCCAUUGGUCACCGUAUGGGGUAUCUACCUCUUGAGGCUAUUCGAUUGGAAGAGGAGAAAUACGAUAGUAGCCUGGAUGUGUUUUCCCUUGGGGCAAUUAUGGUGCAGAUUGUUUGCAAGCUGGAGACGAUCAAAUCAGCCAAGGAUCGAUCAUUUCAUGUUGCCCAGAUCCCUCGCACACACAGGUGGAGGAAGCUUAUCGAUAGUUGCUUGCAAGAAGACAUGAGGAAGAGACCAUCUGCCAAGGUUAUCUAUGCUUACCUGACAAGAAGCUUGGAUACAAUGGAGGGAACAAAGAGGGAGUCAAAGGACCCUCAACCAGUCAAGAAGGCACACAGGGAACAGAUUGAGCACAAAGAUGCUGAGCUGGUCAGGAGAGACGCCAUCAUUCAACAGCAGAGACAGGGUCCCCCUCCCAGAGAGUUGAGAUCUCCACUCACUCUGAAAUGGAGAAGAGGAAAAGACAUGCCAAUCGGGAUGAGUGGACCAGUACAGAGUGUUGUUAUCGGUGACACUGUGUAUGUUGGUGGAGGUGAUGCAGACAAUCGUGACAAUUGUACAGCGAUGAAGCUCGAGCAAGAUCAAUGGACCAAACUACCAGAGUACAGUGUUGAGUACUUCGCUAUGACAUCACUCGUUAGUCGACUAGUGCUGGUGGGAGGACGUAAUCCAAGAAACAACAAACGCACCAAUCAGCUUGCAGUGUUUGAGUCAGGGGAAUGGACUCACCCAUACCCACCAAUGAACAUUGCUCGUUCUUUCUCAACAGCUGUCUCCUUCAACAACCACAUAAUUGUAGCUGGUGGGCGUGAUGAUAAAAGACGUACCUCCUCUGUGGAGGUGUUGGACGUGGCAUCAAGAAGAUGGUACAUUGCUCAGUCACUACCUAACCCACUAUCAUAUCUGAAAUCGAAUCUCGUAGGACACACCUUCUACCUAAUGGGAGGAUACGAUCACACUGGGAGGGCAACCAAGACAGUGCACCACGUUGACCUCAAUGAACUCAUUGCAAAGGUGUUUUCCAACCUUGACACACCCACUCUCUGGCAGACCUUACCGGAAGUACCACUCACGAGUCCAGCUCCUCUCAGUGUUGGGAGGUCACUAUUAGCCGUUGGUGGACGCGAUGACAGAAACAACCCAAGUUCCUCAAUCUACCUCUACCAGCCUGACACCAGGAGGUGGAUGAAAGUGGGAGACCUGCCUACUGCAAGAUGCAACUGCAUAUGCUCAGUACUUCCUAGUGGAGAGGUCAUUGUAGCCGGAGGACAGACAAGUUCAUAUAUGAAAGAUAUUAUUCAAACUGUGGAUUUCAUCUCUAAUAUAUCUAAUAUAUAGUAUACAGUGCGGGACUCUACAUAUACAAAAAAAAUACAUUUUCUACCUAUAAUGUACUCUGUACCUGUACGUACCUCCAUUCUCAGUAUGUUUUGUUACUGUUUCUCUUUGUAAUGUUGCAUUGUUACAUUGAGAAUAAUCAUAAUUAUAG
Halichondria panicea is the source of this 2522-nucleotide messenger RNA. RefSeq lists its product as uncharacterized. The record is from RefSeq and is a predicted model, not a curated record. Lineage: Eukaryota; Metazoa; Porifera; Demospongiae; Suberitida; Halichondriidae. The transcript is spliced from 6 exons. The coding region runs from base 188 to 2371 and encodes 727 amino acids. Gene Ontology annotation, molecular function: protein binding; protein kinase activity; ATP binding. Gene Ontology annotation, biological process: protein phosphorylation; signal transduction. Gene Ontology annotation, cellular component: cytoplasm.